AGUCACUCGGCAUGAGAUCUGGUGAUGCUGGUGACCUUUUUCUUGGAACUGUUGGUACCAACGAAGAAUGCUCUGAGAUGUUGGAGGUUCACUGCCAGACUGACAGUCAGAAACUCUAUGACCCCCCUCUUUCAAUUGGAAUGUGAUUGGUUCCUAGGCACCUCACGGUUGUAAAACUACGGAGCGUUGAAAUCGGAUGAAUAUUUUUGAAUCACCCUGUAUGUGUGGCUUUCUCAGAGGGAGGUCCAGUGUGUAAAUUAUUCUUAAGUGUUUAGUGAACAAUGUUAUGAAUGUUUUCCACAAAGUCCAUGCCAGCUGGAGUGCACACUGUCAUUAAAGCAAAACAAGGCAAAUACCAAAAACUAACUAUGUUAAACUUUCAAAGAUUCUACUUCAUUCAAAACUUCAAAUGAAAAAUGUGAAUGUGUUAAAUUAGAAAAGAAGGCACAACAGAAGCAUUUUCACUGGUGGUCUCAGAUUUUGGAUCCUUACCGCAGACUGUGAACUAAAAAUAUAUAUCCAGAUUUGCAUACCACACUAUAUCAUGAUGCUCCAUACAGUUCUUUCACUUCCUCACUUGAGGCAGCGUUAAACCCAGGGAGACUCAUGCUGCUUUCACUUCACCUCUCAGCGCAACAAAACACAGCAAUCGACAGGCAGUUCUACACAAAUCUGGAACAGAAGGUGGCGAUUAAGGAUGCUGUGUGAAAGCAGUCUCUGGCGCAUGACGUUUUGCACUGACUCUGACCAUGUGGGUCUUUCUGCACGCUGCCCAGCAGCACCUCCGAAAUCUCCUCCACUGACUGCUGCCCUUUUGGCCCAAAUGGUCCCUCCAGUGCGUUCAUCUUCAGAGAAGCAGAGCAGCAGCUCCUCUAGAGAGGCCCAGUCCAAGCAGGGCGACUCCCAGCCUCCUUCUGCAGCAGCCCCCCUGGACUCCCGACAUCUUUCUCCAGGCGUUGGCAUCCCUGGGAGGGAGGAGUCUUCUGGGGCUGAAGGCUUCCUGGUGCCUUCCAGCUGCCACAGCAUCUGCCAACACUACAGUGACCUGCACAUAGCUGGGGAACAGGUGAUGCCUCUCAGUCCCAGUGCAGGAGAUCCAGCAGGCAGCUACUUGCAAGACCUCCACCCAGGACCUUUCCUACUAUCUGGAGAUGUUCCUCCUCCCUCCUUGCUUCCUCCUCCCCAGGUCCCUGAAUCCAGGACCUCCAGAUGGAGGGAGGGCAGCGGGCGCGAGCGUCCCUCUCUGCUGCAGGAUGGUCGGCCACUUUCCAACUCCCAGCUGAACAGCUACCUGGAGCAGAAGCUGUUGGAGUUGUACAAAGAGUACCUGACCGAGGGCCCAGCCGGGCCACUGCCUCUCAUGGCCUCAGAGCUUCUGCAGAGCAGCCUGGAACAGAUCACUCUGCAGCUGAGCCGAGAGCAGAAGCUGGAGGCGGCACGGGCCAAAGACAUGCUGCUAAGCUUCCUGUUGAGAGCUACCAGCAGCCAGCAGUCCAGCCAGAUCAGCACCCCACUGCUUCAGAUCUCCACCCAGACAAAGUGAGGAGGCUGGAGGGAGGAGGGCAAAACAGGAGAAAGAAUGGAAGGAGGUGGGAGACAAUGCAAAGGGAGUAAUAAGAUAUAUAAUAUAGUGGGAUAAAAAGAGUAUGGACUUUGUUUGGACCUUCUUUAAAAUAAUCUUGCAUUUAUUAUCUUGGUAAAAUGUAGAGACGGAUAUCACUUAGAAUUUCUAGUACUACUCGAUAUGAGUGCAGCAUUUGAACAAGGUGUGCAAUACAGUAGGACUCAGGGGGUCCAGGUCACUUCUAAUUGACCCUUUGGAACCCAAAUCAAAAUUCUUAGGGGUCCAUAUGUCAUGGUGUUGCAACUUCGAUUAAGGAAAAACAUAGUCAAAAACAAAAUGCAAUUUUUUCGUGAGUGAUUUUUUAAAACUUCCCAGGAUCUAUUGUGAAAUGAAAAAGACAACCCAUUUUGUUCACUAUUGAGACUAGCAUCAGCACUGCCACAAUGAAUUAGCAAGCACAGUGAUUCCCUCUGAUUCCCACUGGGUAUUUCUUACACUGCCAUCAAUCAUAAUAUUUUACUGAAAAGGCAUGAUAACAUGGUCAUUUUGGUCAAGUUCUGACCAAUUUAUUAGUGCAAAUGGGGAGAUUUCAGAACCUAAAAGAGUACAAUGUGGUGUUCCCCAAGGUUCUAUUUUAGGUCCCUUACUGUUCUCCCUUUAUUUACAGCCAUUAAGACAUGUCAUUUGCAAACACAAUGUUGCCUUUUGUUUUUAUGCUGAUGGUACAGGAAUACAUAUCAGCUCUGCCACAUACAGUGACACAGUUACACAAAGGGAAAUAUAUGGUUAAAAACAUAAAAGCCUGGGUGACCAGGAACUUCCUUCUUCUAAGGUCUUGCAUAAGACAUUUAAAGUCCUUAAUGACCUUUGCCGUUAUAGCCCAGCCAGACCACUUUGUUCAGCUGAAGCUUACUGCAGAUCCUAGAACCAACUGCAACUCUUUUGGUAGAAGAACUUUCUUUCAUUUAGCUCUUAUGAGAUUAAAAACACAUUUGUUCUAUUCGUUCAUGCCUAGUUUUUCGAUCUCUUAUUAAUCUGCAGUUUGGAAUUGUGCUGUCCAUCCGUUCUACCUAUUCAUAUAAACCAUGUUUUAGAUUUCAAUGUUCUGCUUAUCAUACUGUGUAAACCUUUUGUAACAUAAAAUGAAGUACUGUAUGAAUUAAAUUAUAUCCAGUAAUUUUUAAGUCAUUUAACAUUUAAGUAAUAAGUAAUUUUACUUGAUAUUUCAAGACAUACUAAAUUUUCCAUGAAAAUGAAUAAGUAGCAAAACAUAAAAUACAUUAUACAUGAAAGUAAAUAAUGAUGUCCGUUAGAGACAUGUUAAUUAAUCACACUUUAAUAAUUUAUAAACACUGCCACAUGUCUUUGCCUCUGCUUAUAAUAUACACACUGUUUUUGUUGGAAAUGAGUUAUGACUGCAAAGCAACUGUCUGGCAAAAUUUGAUGUGCAUGUCUGAUCACUGCUUGACAUUGAUUUCAAUAAAUAAACCUUUAAAAACGGGUUCUUCAAAGGUUCUUUAAUAAAGGCAACGGUUACAUAUGAAAUCAGGACAACUCAAAGAACCAUUUGAAUGUUUUCAUGGUUCUCUAUAAUGAAGAAACUGUUGUAUUUGGUUCUUAAAGAACCUUUCAAAAUGGUUCUAUAUAGCACCAAAAAGGGUUACACUAUUGUUAUGAAUCAAAGAACAUUUUUGUUACUAUAUAAAACCCUUUUUGCAAAACUAUUUCAUUGCUUGGCUCUCGUACUAUAGAUCACAUUGAGGCUUGUGGAAAAUGGCACACAUGGUCUAUGACUAUCUAAGUUUCACAGAAAUGAAUGUGUACUUUAUGUACUGUAUCUGUAGCACAGCUUACAAACAGUUUACUGUAACUAUAUUAGUAUAGGCCUAUAUCUGCCAGUGUUAGAACUCCAUAUAGAACCACAUACACUGAACAGUGUUCACUUCCCACAUUGUUGACACUCAUUGGAAAAAUAGGGCUCCCCCACGUCCCAAAUUCCAGUUUAACCCCUGAUCUUAACCAAACUUACAACAGACAAAAACAAUACAAGACAAAAACAGGAAACCCAACAACCUGGUUUGUGUUACUGUUAUCAGGGUCACAGAAGAGCUUCAGAAAUGAAGAUGA
Molecule: messenger RNA, 3691 nt
Organism: Colossoma macropomum (tambaqui)
Lineage: Eukaryota; Metazoa; Chordata; Actinopteri; Characiformes; Serrasalmidae
Product: protein CXorf21
Exons: 2
Coding region: 698-1543 (281 amino acids)
Biological process (GO): regulation of toll-like receptor signaling pathway
Source: RefSeq, a predicted model, not a curated record